This is a messenger RNA of Scophthalmus maximus (turbot), 4557 nucleotides long. It is a transcript of the gene tnxba, whose product is annotated as tenascin XBa. NCBI's taxonomy places the organism in Eukaryota, Metazoa, Chordata, Actinopteri, Pleuronectiformes, Scophthalmidae. The transcript has 15 exons. The coding region runs from base 274 to 4137 and encodes 1287 amino acids. The record is from RefSeq and is a predicted model, not a curated record. Gene Ontology annotation, molecular function: protein binding.
CUCUCCUCCUUUUUAGUGGUGGUCCUUUCUCUCACCUAUUCCCUCCCUCAUCACAUCCAGCGAGCCUGUAUGAGCUUUUCCAAUCAGAUGGAGGGAGCAGCACAAAGACGGAGAUAAAGCCAAGGAAAAAAACAUUUACUUUGGACAGACCUGACCAAAUCCCACUUUACAGCUGGUCACAGAAUAUAGAGGAAGGAGUUCAUCAUUUUACAGUAACAUACAUACAGAUCCUCCAGAGGCAAUACCAUCGUUGGCUACUGCUGCUGGCUCAAAAUGCUGUUUACUCUAGGGCUUCUGCUCCUUCUCACCCCAUUUCCAUCCUUUCAAGCCACAACCAAUGAGAAGAGAAACUCCACAGGAAGCUAUGUGACGAAACCCAAUGCCGUUUUCACCCUUUCAAAACCAAAAACCACUUCUACGCUCACCAAACAGACCGUUCGCCCCACCCUGAAACCAAACACAGUCAAUCAGACAUCUUUACCCGCGCCAGCCACCAACCAAAAACCUCCAACAGUCAACGCUACAGCAACCACCAAAAGCAAGGCGAGCCCAGUAAUUCAAACCACUCCGUCGGCAGCAUUAAAGACUGCUACCGCCAGUGGAGCCCUCACCAACAAAGACAAGCACACAGUCCCAGUCAAUCACACAGUUACAGCUAAAUCCCCUUCAGCCGGUGAGGUGAAGGCAAGCAAAGACAAGCCCGCCCCCACUGGAUCUCAAAAUGCACCAGCCAGCGGUGCUAAAACCACCAAAGACAAACUCCAGCCUUCGGUCAAUCAGACUGUUUCAUUGAGAUCUCCUUCAGCCAGUGAUGGGAAGAUUGCCAAAGACAAGCCUGCCCCCACCGUAGUUCAAAAUGUUCAGUCAACAUCCUCAAAGUCUGCUCCUGCCAGUGGUGCUAAAACCACCAAAAACAAGCCCACUGCCUCUGUCAAUCAGACUGUUGUAGCUAAAUCUUCCUCCACCGGCGAUGUGAAAAACUCCAAAGACAAGCCUGCCCCCGCUGCAGUUCCAACUCUUCUGUCAACACCAGCAAAGCCUGCUACUGCCAGUGGUUCUGCUGCCAACAAAGACAAGGUCACAGCCUCUGCCAAUCGGACUGCUGUAAUCAAGGCUCCCACCAGCACCUCCACCACCACCAAAGAGAAGCCUGCCCCUUCACAACCAAUCAAGGUGGUGAUCAGUGAUGGCUGUGACUCCACCAAAGCCACAGAGCGGGAGAUGAAGCUGAAGCCUGGCGCUCCUCUGGUGAUGACACAUAAGAUAAGCUUGUUGUCAGGUGGGUGCGACGGGGGAUGUGAUGCUGAGAUGGCUGCACUGAAAGGAAGAGUGGCCCGACUGGAGAAAGAGAUGUCCCUCCUAAAAGACAACUGUCCAUGUUCUGCAAAUUGUCCAGAUGACUGUAGCGGUAAUGGGGAAUGUGAGAAGGGGAAAUGUGUCUGCCAUCAGGGGUUCAUGGGUUCAGACUGCAGUAAGUGUGCCCAAGGAACUGAGUGUAAUAAAAAAGCUGCCAAAAUCAAGGCCAAGGAAACAGUGGAGAUAGUGACCCCGCUGAAAAAGGACCAGAAGAAGGAGGCUGAAGCCAAAGAUUCUGACGGCAAACCCAGAGUGACCACUAAUGCUAAACCAGGUCUUGUCAAACCACAAGCAAAACUAGAGAUUUCUGUUAAGAAAAUAACCAUGAAAGGUUCCUCAAGUGCCACAAAGACCAGUCGUCCAACCGUUGGUCACGUUCUCCUGAGACAUGAGGGAAGAAAGCAAGAAGAGGCACGCAAAGGCAAAACAGUUGUGACCUCUAAAAAGGUUCUCCAAAAAACUGACCUCAAGCUUGUUAAGGAAGGAAGUGCCAGUAAAACAUAUGCUAAAUCUGACCAACUGAAAGAUGAACCUCAUACCAACGUAACCCAGGGUAAUGUUAAGAAAUCCAAUGGCACGGCUAAAAUUAUGACCAUUCUGUCCAAAAGCAUGGGAACAAACAAAACCAAAACAGGAAAGGAAACCCUCGAGCAGGCCACACUGGCUGAGAAGAAUGUGACUCAAUCAAUCGGACACAAACGUAUUAAGACGAUCAAAGUAGAGAAUACAAAUGUGCAAUCUAUUGACAACAGAAACACUGAAGCUGGAAAGGGUCAAGUUACACAGAAGAGUCAGUAUGUAGUGAAUGCAACCAUCACGGCAACAUCAGAAGAGGACGCAGCUCUGCAGAACAAAACAAGUACCCAUGGCUCUGGGAUGAGCAGGGGGAUGGGCGGAUCUGGAUUAGGUUCCGUGAAGGUUGUGAACAUCUCCUCCUAUAGCUUCACUAUCACAUGGUCAGCACCACAAGGGAUGUUCAAAAAUUUCACUGUGAUCAGAAGAGAGCCUCGGUCAGAGGGCGACGAAGAUGACCACGAAGAGUUUGAAGAGGAAGCUCUUGGCGGAGACAAGAUCUCUGCAGCUAAGAACCCAGCUGAGGUCCAGGUGCAGACUGAGAGCACGGACACGACCAUUUCCUCUGUUAAAAGUGCUGGAUCAAAAGGCAAAGCCGAAACCAAGAGGAUCUCCAUGGUGGUCCCUGGCAGCGUACACUCUGUGGAAUUCAGCAACCUCCGGGCAAACACGCGAUACGUCCUAUACAUAUAUGGUACUGCCGCUGGGAGAAGAUCAAAGAUUCACAGAGUAUCUGCAGUUACAGGUCCUGAGCCAGCCACAGAGAUGGUUUUCAGCAAUGUGACAGAGUCUUCUCUCACUGUGUCCUGGUCCAAACCAAAGACCACAUUCACAGGCUUCAGGGUUACCUAUACCAACAUAGUCACAGGUGAGAGCCGCUUUGUUGUCGUGGACUCUCAGCAGUCUUACAUGGUCCUGUCCAAGCUGUCCGCUGGAGCCUCCUACAUUAUCUCUGUAACUACUACACAAGGCAGAGACCAGAGUGACGCCCUCAUGGCCGUUAUCACCACAGUGCCCGGCCCUCCAACACAUCUUCAAGUUGUCAAUGUGACGGACACCAGAGCUGUGCUGCAGUGGACCCCCAGUCUGGGGAAAGUAGACCGCUUCAUAAUAAGCUACGAGUCCUCCAAGACUCCUAAUGUGACAGUGACAGUGAUGCUGUCUGGAAACUCCGUGGAGCAUCAGCUGAGAGGUCUGCAGAGAGGCACCUUGUACACAGUCAAAGUCCUGAGCCAGAAGGACAGUCUCCAGAGUAUGGCCAUCUCAACCACAUUUACUACUGCCAACGUGGUUAAGGCCAAUGAGGUGGCUGCUCGCUCUGCAGUGAUAACUUGGAAAACUUCCACUGUUGUCUAUCACAGCUACAGAGUGACCUAUCAGGUGGCAGGAGAAGAGGCAAAGGAGGUGAUCCUGGACACAACCAUCACCGAGUAUAAGUUGACAGGGCUGUUGCCCAUGUCACGCUAUACAGUUCUGGUUCAAGGAGAGAGAGAUGGACGCUACACAUCUGUUGUCACCACAGAAUUCAUCACAGGCAAACUGCGGUUCCCUUUCCCAACCGAGUGCUCUCAGGAGCUGCUGAAUGGAGCUCUGCAGUCUGGUGAGGUGGACAUCUACCCCCAAGGAAAAGAAGGACAGGCGGCCAGAGUGUACUGUGACAUGGAGACCGAUGGAGGUGGCUGGACGGUGUUCCAGAGGAGGACGAAUGGAAAGACAGAUUUCUACAGAACCUGGAGUGAAUACAGCGCUGGCUUCGGAAACCUGAGUGAAGAGUUCUGGCUCGGUAAUGAACUUCUUCACAACCUGACCAGCGUUGGCCCUGUGAGUCUGAGAGUGGAUAUGCAAUCUGGAAAUGACACGGCUUACGCUCACUAUGCCAACUUCUCCAUCGACUCAGAGGAGAGGCACUAUACUCUGACAGUGUCCGGCUACACAGGCACUGCAGGUGACUCUAUGAGGUACCAUAAUGGGCGUCCAUUCUCCACCCGGGACAAGGACGCUGAUCCUCUGGGGAUCCACUGUGCCAGGGCCUACAUGGGAGGCUGGUGGUACAAGAACUGCUACAAGACCAACCUCAAUGGUCUUUAUGGCAUCAACAGUAAUAAUCAGGGAAUAGUCUGGAUAGACUGGAAAGGCAAAGACUCCUCCAUUCCCUUCAGUGAGAUGAAGUUCAGACCCUCCAGGUUCUCCCCUGCGACUCAUGGAUAAGGAUUCACCAGUCGUCAUGGGCUCUCCAUCCAGAAAAACUCACAUCUGAUACAUAAAUCCAUAAAGGAGGUCGGAUCUCACAGUGGCUGCAUGUCGCUUUCCAACUGAAAUUGCAUGUGCAGUGGUUUUGAUCGCUAUAAUGACAGCUAUCAGUGCAUUUCAUUCAAUUUGUACGUUGUUUUUUAUCUGAGCUGUUGUUGUUUUUUUGAGGAAAUAUACCAAAAGAGUGAAAACUUAUUUGUAUUUGGUUCUACUGUUCUGCCUGACCCGUCCAUUUCAACACAGUUUUGUUUUGACUCGUACAGUAACACCUUCUUGUGCACCGCCAUGCCAUGGUACGCCACCACACUUACUACUGUAAUUAAAUAUGCACUGUCUCACUCCAUUGGAAUAAAUGUGGCUGUUGUGGGUCUGACGAGU